This is a messenger RNA of Oncorhynchus keta (chum salmon), 2583 nucleotides long. RefSeq names its product vascular cell adhesion protein 1-like. Lineage: Eukaryota; Metazoa; Chordata; Actinopteri; Salmoniformes; Salmonidae. The record is from RefSeq and is a predicted model, not a curated record. Gene Ontology annotation, cellular component: cell-cell junction. Gene Ontology annotation, molecular function: cell adhesion molecule binding. Bases 169 to 1440 code for a protein of 423 amino acids. The transcript is spliced from 6 exons. Gene Ontology annotation, biological process: cell-cell adhesion.
AUUUGGAAAUGACUUAAGGAGCCCAUAAUAACAGGAAAAGAUCUAGCUUAGCCCUUUUUCAGAAUCAUGGAAUGUCCAGUCUUUUUAAAGUAAAGGGUGGACCUUGCACAUCGAGUGGCCAAGCUCUGCAGCAAAACUUUACAUUCAAGCUCAAUAUUCUAACUGGAUAUGAAAAAGAUGCAACUUCUUCAACUGUGUGCCUUCUUCCAUGUCACAGUCUGUAGUCAGAUAGAAGAAGUCGCCAUUUCACCUCCUGGGAAUGAGGUAUUUGUGCUAGCAGGUUCAGCCUUCCAGUUCACCUGUGCUUGCGUUGGUAGUUGUAAGACACCACAGUUCAGCUGGACAAGAGCUACUACUGACUCUGAUCGUAUGCGAACCAAAAACAGCACUCUCAAAUUUUCCAACGUGAAGAUUGAGGAUGCGGGUCGAUAUACCUGUGAUGCAAAGUGCGAUGGCAGUUCAGAGAAAAAACUCAAAUCUGUCAAGAUGACUGUCUAUGCUUUUAGUCAACCUGUGUUGGUGAUGUCAAGUAUUUUGACGGAAAAUGUGGCUUGUGAUGUAACAUGCAGUGUUGAUGCAUUUGACCACGUUGACAGUGUCCACAUAAGCUGGUAUCUAGGAAGUGAGCUUCUUAAAGAUGAAACUCAGCAGACUUUGGAUGCAGCUAACGUGUCGGACACACUGACUCUCACUGCCCUGAGGGACUAUACUGGGAAGAGUCUGACCUGUGAAGUGAAAGCAGACAUGAGAAAUAACUCAAAACAGGUUUCUUACUGUCUCGACAUACACUAUGCACCUAAGAUCAAAAUCAGUGCUUCCUCAUCUGGGAUGGAAGAGGAGGAAGUGGUGAUGAGCUGUAGAAGUGACGGCAACCCCACCCCUACUAUUGAGUGGGAGAGAAAAGGGGAGCUGUGGCCCAAGAAUCUGCAUCGACAUGCACAAGGAAAUGUCACGGGCCGGCUACACCGCAGCAACCAAGGGGUUUACCAGUGUGUGGCCAAGAACGUGGUGUCCGAGGCAAAGGAAGAGAUGAAACUGGAGGUGCAAUACGGACCAGCAAACACAAGUAUCCAGUCCUUCCCACUGCAGGCCAUUUCCUAUGGGGUUCAGCUGAACCUUACCUGCUUGUCAGACAUGUACCCCAAAGCCAAACAGUACAUCUGGACCAGAAUCCCAGAUAUGGCCCUACCCAAGGAGGCCAUGGUUACAAACAGCCAUUUAAUCAUAGAUAACUUCCAAGAGCACCACCAAGGCAUCUAUGAGUGUAGAGUGAUUCACCACAGUGGGAAAACAGAGAGAGCAUUCUAUACCGCCUCUGUUCAAGCGGAGCCCGAGUCUAAGGUGUUCACUCAGAUGGUGGGUGCAGUGGCUGGCGGUCUUGUCAUCGGAAUCACAGGAGGCCUCGUGGCAGGAUUCAUGUUAGCUAAACGGCUGAAGUGAUGCUACCUUAAAUCACCUCACUGUGUGGGAUCUAAUCUGGAGCCAUUCAGAUGGUCUCAACCAGAGUGCCUUAUUAUCAAUUCAUACAGCAGAGUUUAACAGCGAUUAAUGUACAGUACUUUCAGAAAGUAUUCAUACCCCUUAAUAAUGUAUUCCACAUUUUGUUGUGUUACAGCCUGAAUUCAAAAUAGAUGAAAUAGUUUUUUUUAAAGCCGAUUUAAGUCCAAACUCUAACUAGGGCACCCAGGAAUAUUCAAUGUUGUCUUGGUAAGCAACUGCAGUGUAUAUUUGGCCUUGUUUUUAGGAAUGCAGACUGAACCAGGGUUUCCUCUAGGGUUUUGCUUGUGCUUAACUCUAUUUCGUUUCUUUUUAACCCAAAAAACUCCCUAGUCCUUGCUGAUUACAAGCAUACCCAUAACAUGAUGCAGCUACCACAAUGCUUAAAAAUAGGAAGAGUGGUACUUAGUGAUGUUUUGUGUUGGAUUUGCCCCAAACAUAACGCUAUGUAUUCAGGACAUGAAGUUCAUUUCUUUACCACAUGUUUUGCAGUUUUAAUUUAGCACCUUUUUGCAGACAGGAUGCAUGUUUUGGAAAAUGUUUAUUCUGUACAGACUUCCUGCUUUUCCCUCUGUCAUUUAGGUUAGUAUUUUGGAGUUGUUGAUCCAUCCUCAGUUUUCUCUUAUCACAGCCAUUAAACUCUGAGUUAGGAAGGAAGCCUGUAUCUUUGUAGUGACUGGGUGUAUUGAUACACCAUUGUUGGAUUCGGGAUGAACUCUGAACAUUGAGAUAUUAAAUAAAUUAUCAUAAGCAUUGAAUAUAAGGAGUGAAAGAGACUGGGUUUUAUGUCAGAAGUUAAUUGUUUUCUGUAGAAAGAAAUGGCUUUGGAAUGUGUUGUGUGUACAGGAGGAGCAGAUGGAUAUCUGUGGAUUGGGCGAAGGAGGGAUUGAGGUCAGAUCCCCUGAAGGGAGUAAUAAUGGUUUAUUACCCUAUUACUCUCUUCCUGUGGAACCAUAAGAUGUAAGGAUUGGAGAGCUGGAGGAGUGUCUAAAGUGAGGUAUAUAUAAUUGUGAUGGUGAGAAAUGUUAUUUUGUCUGAAUACACCUGUAAUGACCCUUUGGGAAUAAUUAAACUUGGUUAAGCUUC